This is a messenger RNA of Morone saxatilis (striped sea-bass), 5791 nucleotides long. RefSeq names its product ubiquitin specific peptidase 36 (gene usp36). The record is from RefSeq and is a predicted model, not a curated record. Bases 129 to 3599 code for a protein of 1156 amino acids. NCBI's taxonomy places the organism in Eukaryota, Metazoa, Chordata, Actinopteri, Moronidae. Gene Ontology annotation, cellular component: cytosol; nucleus. The transcript has 20 exons. Gene Ontology annotation, biological process: regulation of apoptotic process; protein deubiquitination. Gene Ontology annotation, molecular function: cysteine-type deubiquitinase activity; cysteine-type endopeptidase activity.
ACCGCUGUCGCCGCCCCCUGAUAAUGCAGCAUGGGCGAAAAUAGCAGACCCAAGAGCUACAGCUGAGGAAGCAGACCCCUCUACUGUCAACGAUUUUGGACGACUGAACGUAAAGUGAUGUUCCAACAAUGCCGAUAGUGGAUAAACUCAAGGAGGCAUUAAAACCUGGUCGAAAGGAGACGGGCGAUGAGGGCGACCUCAACAAGCUGCUUGCCUCUUCUGCCAAGAAGGUCCUUUUGCAGAAGAUCGAGUUUGAGCCCGCCAGCAAGGGUUUCUCCUAUCAGCUGGACAGCCUGAAGAACAAGUAUGUGAUCCUCAAUCCCAGGAAUGAGGGUGCUACAGGCCAGAAGGCCCCAGAGCCUGCCCAAAUAAAGAGGCAAGUCUCAGAGAACGUGGUUGGGGGCCAGAGCGAUGGGAUCCCCGCCCCGCAGAAGAUGCUCUUUCCAGGGAACAAGCUCACCCUUAAAUGGGAGCGCGUGUACAGGGUGGGAGCCGGCCUCCACAACCUAGGGAACACCUGCUUCCUCAACUCCACAGUGCAGUGUCUCACCUACACCCCGCCACUUGCCAACUACUUACUCUCAAAGGAGCACAGCCGUGCCUGUCACCAGUCAGGCUUUUGUAUGAUCUGUAUCAUGCAGAACCAUAUCAUCCAAGCCUUUGCCAACACGGGCAAUGCCAUCAAGCCUGUCUCCUUCAUCAGAGACCUGAAAAAAAUCGCCAGACAUUUUCGGUUUGGAAGCCAGGAGGACGCCCAUGAAUUUUUGCGGUACACCAUCGAUGCCAUGCAGAAAGCCUGUCUCAAUGGCUACCCUAAGCUUGACAGACAGACCCAGGCCACAACACUGGUUCACCAGAUCUUUGGAGGUUACCUCAGGUCAAGAGUGAAAUGCUCUAUUUGUAAAAGUGUGUCAGACACGUAUGAUCCUUACCUGGACAUCGCUGUGGAGAUUCGGCAAGCAGCAAACAUCGUGCGAGCCCUGGAGCUGUUUGUUAAACCAGAUGUACUAAGUGGAGAGAAUGCCUACAUGUGUGCCAAGUGCAAAAAGAAAGUUCCAGCGACCAAGCGAUUCACAGUCCAUCGAACAUCUAAUGUACUGACCCUUUCACUGAAGAGGUUCGCCAACUUCAGUGGAGGAAAAAUAACAAAGGAUGUCGGUUACCCAGAAUUUCUGAACAUCCGACCCUACAUGUCUCAGAGCUCAGGCGAUCCUGUUAUGUAUGGCCUCUAUGCUGUUCUGGUGCAUUCUGGCUACAGUUGUCACGCUGGCCACUACUACUGCUAUGUCAAGGCAAGCAACGGACAAUGGUACCAAAUGAAUGAUUCAAUGGUGCACUCUAGUAACAUCAAAGUGGUCUUGAACCAGCAGGCUUAUGUGCUUUUCUACCUGAGGAUCCCUGAAACCAAGAAGAAUGCAGAUGGCCAGACCACCAAGCAGGGGAUGUUGCAUCCUGGGAAGAACAGUGUGUCGUCUGAACAGAUAAAGAGGGCCAACCUGAACGGACCUCUCUCCUCCCCGCAGGUCACAAAGAAACUUGAGCCUGCACAACUGCGCAAGAUCCAGUCCAUGGACGGUGGUUUGGGUCUGCCCAUUUCCAGAAACGGUGUGAGCUCUCAGCCACAGCCCAGACUUACCAACUGGAUGUCAUCCUCCAAUGGCCCACCGAAGCUGCCAGGUGGGCCCACGGUUAUCGAGGAACCUUUCAAGAAGCUGAAGAAGCCCUCCCCGCAGAGCCAAGCGCAGUCCCGCAGCAGCACUCCGACACCUUCCAACAACGGGGUCAGCAGGACGGAGGGGGAUAAAAAGCAAGGUGGCGAGGGCAGAGGCAUGGCAGCGUCUACCUCAAUUAAGUCUUUGUCUGACUCUUCCUCUGCCGACACCACUGACUCGAAGGACUCCGUGGGUACCAAAAGUGCGCCAGCAGGAGAGACUCCCUCCACCCCACGGAAAGGCUCCAAUGGCCUGGCGUCUCCAGCCAAGAGCGUGGAGCGUUCUCAGAGCACGGAGGAGCAGAAGACGGCGAAAAUAAAACCCCCGGCCCUGAACAACAUCACAUCUGAAGCCACCGGCACCAUGUCGCCUCCACCUGCAAAGAAACUGGCCCUGUCAGCCAAGAAGGCUCGCAGCCGGAGUCCGAGCAGCAUUGAUGCUCUGCCCCCUUUGCCACGCCAGCUGUCCAGAGACCCCACGCAUCAAAAUCAACUUAACCCCCUCACCUUUGCCUCACCUACUCACACUCACAGAGCUGGUCCAUUCCAUUCACCUAAAGUCCAGUCAUCACAGCCUUUUGCCCACUCAAGUGGAUCCUUCAAACAGCAGAGCCCUGAGAAACAGUCCCAUCUGUCCACACUGCAAAAACCAAACGCCAGCCUUUCUCUCAAAACCAACGGGCUUCACAGUGCAAGUCUGAAAAGCCCCAAGUCUUCCAACAACCUCAGCUCCUUGGCCCAAGAACCAGACCUCGACAGCCACCUGGCUCAAAAGGUCAACCAAAAGAAGAAGAAGAAGAAAAAGAAGCGGCGGCAUUCUGAGGUGGAGGGCGACGCAGAGCCAGUCGCAGCGACGCCGGAAGAGCCUGUGGAAUCGGCUAGUGAGAAGAGGCAGCAGAAGAAGAAGAAGAAAAAGCGAAAGAGGGAGAAGGAGGAUGGCGAGAACGUGAAGGAGAGGGAGUGCGUCCCGUCUCAUCUGGACACAUCGAACCAGGAGGAGGAUUGGUGUCAGGGUGGCAUAUGGAGUCUCACAUCCUGUCCAGACACAGAACAGUCAAAACAGAAGCCUCUGUUAGCUACUACAACCCCAACGCUGUGUGAGUCCAGUCAGAAAGAAACGAGAAGGGACUCUGUAAAGCUGAAGAAGAUGAAAAAGAAGAAGAAGAAGAAGAUGCAACUGGCGGAGGCUCUGCAGGAGACCACUUCAGCGUGCUCUGCAUCAGAAACCACUUCUGAGACAAAGGCCGCAGUCGUUAACGAUACAGGAGAUUUGAUACCCUUGAAAAAGAAAUUAAAGAGGAAGAAGAAGAGGCUAAAAGAAGAGGUGAGACUGUGGGAGGAAAGCAGGCGAUGCUCAGACGGACCUGAAGCGAACGACGAGCCUGAACCAGUGGAGCCCCCUUCAAAAAAGAACGCCACAGAGAACGGCAAAAUAAGUAAACAAGGCGGAGCCACUGUGGUGGUGUGGGACAGUCAAGUGAAGGACGGCUACAAACGCAGCCAGGCGCCAGCGGCUGAUGGAGACGCAUCAGGAGACACCCCAACCUGUGCUGCUCCCGUCGCCUGGGAUGGGAAAAAGACAAGUGGGGUGGUAGAAGAGCUGCUCAAAAACGCCACUGACAAGGCCUACGGAGCGAAUGUCCUCAGUUGGGAUGGAGAGGUCUCUGCUAUUAGUAGAGACGCUAUUGAAGAUGUCCGCCAUGCCAAGUGUGACACUGUUAUUGAUGAGUGGGAUGAAGACUUUGACAGUGGAAAGGUGAAGAAAGUGAAAAACUAUAAAAGAGAGAAGUGGAGAAGUGGCAGCAACAUCUUUCAGAAGAUCCAGGACAGGCGGAACAAGUGGUCUGUAACACCCGGUGGGAAGAGAGUUUUUGGAGUCCGUCGCUGAGAGUCCAGACUGCUGUUGAGGUCAUGCUGACUGGAAAUCGAGACAAUACUGUAUACCAAACUUCUGUACCUUUUCUCACUAUUUUCUUUUUUUUUUUUUUUUUUUAAUCUGUCUUUUUAAGUUUAAGACCCAAAUCCCUGAAUUAGACAUGAGCCAAAAGCAACACGGACUACAUUGACAGUCUGACUGACAGCCCCUUAAAUCUAAAUUUUAAACAAACAUGAAAUGUUGUCGUCAGGCUUCAGUAACAUUGGCCAGUGGGUUUUUACUCAGUCAUAUCCCUUUUAAUCCAAAUACCACAGUAAGUGGCUCAAACUUCUCUAUGCAUGCAGUAUUUACCGGAAACCCUAUGUUGGCAUCCUUGGAGCCUCGUUUGUCCCCUCAAAAAUCAGGCUACUAUGAAAUUAAAAACAGUUUGCCAUAUUUGAGAAGGGUAUGUUAAAAUGAGAAAGUAUACCUGCAACACUUGGAAAACUAUACACAAUCUCAGAGCAUACUUUUGCAGACAUAAGGGCUCAGUAAGUUGGACAUUAAAAAAAGUGACCUUUCUCUUUUACCCUUUUCUUGAAACUAUUCUAUACCAAAUUAUAAAGAUCCAAAAUUGUUUAUUCAUAAAACAUGUAUUAUUUUAGAUUUCUGUAUAAUUUUCUUAUUUUAUAACUUUAUCCGCUGUCAUUUUAUUUUGCUGCAGUGUCUGUGCCAUGUGGCUUGUUUUUAAGGACCAAAUUUUGCCUGCAUAUUGUUGGUAAAAUGAGGGUUUAAAAUUGCCACUUUUUUUUUUUUUUUUAAUAUGCAUGUCAGAAGUGGUUUAAAAAUUUACAAAAAUGAAUUUUGUUUUUAGUUCUGCUCUCUUGGUUAUGUACCCUUUUCUGUUCCUUUAAAUUCUGAUUAUUUCAGAUUUAAUGUAUGAUAAAAUAAUGCAUUUUACACCACAAAAGGAUGCUCUGCUGAUUCGUAUGAACAGUUUAACUCUAGAAGUCUUGACAUUGACAAACACAUCGGACGCUGUAAGUUUCAUCAUAUCUGUACGCUUACCUGGACGUUAUCGUUUCCCCAACAGCUCAUAGUGCAAUAUGCGUUUGCAGAGUAGAAGUUGGGGUUGUUGGAGGACCUCAGACGGGAGCAGUUGUUUUCUACUGUGCAGCUAUUUAACGUUGUAGCUCAUCUCAUCAGUCCAGCAAUCAGAAGCUCUCAGUCUGGAGAUUUGACUUUUUUCCAUUCUCUUUAACAAACCUCGUCACAAACUGUUCUUUACCAAUGUACUGAAAUAAAAGGGUUACAUUUUAUACUUCAGGCACUGUGUUAGAAUGGGACUGCCACAUGCUAAUAAUUUCUUUUCCCCUUGUAUCUUAUAUCUCUAUGCAAUUUUCUGACUGUCAUGCUGGUCACCUAGAAACUGGGCUAAGACUCAGGAACCCAGGCAUCCUGUUACCCCAUCCUCGUCUCUGAUAAGACGCCCCUUGUUUCACAGAGUAGUCCCUCUCCCUGGACCACCAUUUUGCAUCCUGUACAUCCUGUAAAAACUGUUUUAUACAAAGUAUUUCAGGUGUGGAAACCAUGGGAUCAUCAUGCACCAACCCGGGCACAGAUGCGUAGAGAAACUAACGUUAUAACAAAAAUGCUUUGCCAAUGUAGAAGACUGUACAGUCCAUCUUGUGCUACCUGUUUCCCUCCAACGCUGUAAAGAUUUGCCCAUGCAUUUCUUUUCAUUCUAGAGAUGUUGCCUUGAAUUGGCUAUAAAAAAAAGUAUAGGAUUUAAUGUUAUAAAUAUAUAAUUUAAAGAAGAAAAGACACAGAUCUUUAAUGUGCUACUAAUACUUGGAUCAGUUGGUGGAUGUUAACUUGAGAAUUACUCUGCAAAUGUGUUAGUUCAUUUGUGUAUAAGAGAGUUACCUGUUUUCAUGCAAGACCUUCCCUAUGUCACUGUAGUGUGUACAGUACAAGAGAGGCUACGGCAGCCUAAUUUCUAUAGGAUGUUUGUCGGCUGUGAAUUCGACGUAGGGUGUGACUCUCAAACUGACACAGAGGGACAUUUACCAGUGUGAAUGGACGGUCCACAUGUUUGCAUUGAUGGUUCUAUAUUUCGCACCACCUUUUCUGACCAGGGAAGAGACCUUUCAUAAUGAAAGCGUCUCUUACCACACUAUAGUUAACUAUAAAGGUGCAAUAAAGUUGUGACUUUUGUGAGCCGA